AUGUCCUGGCAACCGUCGACCGACUCGCUGAGGCAGCUCGCUGCCUGCCUCAAGGAUUCCCUCAGCGGAUUCGACAAGAAUGCGCAGAAGCAGUCUGAGCUCAUGCUCGAGCAAGCCAAGGCAGCCCCCGACUUCAACAACUACCUAGCCUUCAUCUUCUCGAGUGCCCAAUCUCCAGAGGGAGUUCCCUACAAUGAGCAAGAGUAUCACCUGGUCCGUUCGGCGGCCGGAAUCAUGCUAAAGAACAACGUGCGGACCGAGUGGAAGUCCUUCUCGCCCUCGAACCUGGAACUCGUCAAGCUCGCGGUCCCCAUGUGCCUGCAGGACAAGAACUCGCAGAUCCGCAACUUUGCCGGAAACAUCGCCACCGAGAUCAUCCAGCGCGGUGGACUGCUCGGCUGGCCUGAGCUGCUGCCCCAGCUGCUCGACCUGGUUGGAAACGCGUCGGGCCGGUCGUCCAACGAGGCCCAGGAGGGUGCCAUGUCGGCCCUGUGCAAGAUCUGCGAGGACAACUUCCGGGCCCUCACGAAGGAGGUCAACGGCCAGAGGCCACUCAACUACGUCCUUCCCCAGCUCAUUGCCGCCACCAAGAGCCCGCUGCCCAAGGUCCGCGCCUCGGCCCUGACGGCCAUCAACGUCUUCACCCCGCGCAACUCGCAAGCCAUGUUGAACUCGGUCGACGACCUCCUCCAGCAUCUCUUCAUCCUAUCGAGCGACGCAGACCCGGACGUCCGCCGCCAGGUCUGCCGCGCCUUUGUCAACCUGGUCGAGACUCGGCCGGACAAGCUGCAGCCCCACAUCGAGGGUCUGGUCGACUACAUCCUCAGCCAGCAGACGAGCGAGGACGAGGAGCUCGCGUGCGAGGCGGCCGAGUUCUGGCUGGCCAUCGGCGAGCAUCACAACCUGUGGAAGGCCCUCGAGCCCUACAUCAACAAGAUCAUCCCCGUCCUGCUGAGCUGCAUGGUGUACAGCGGCGAGGACAUCGCCCUGCUCGGAGGCCUCUCGGACGACGAGGAAGAGGAGGACCGCCAGGAGGACAUCAAGCCGACCUUUGCGCAGAGCAAGAAGGGUCGCCUCGGCGCGAAGAAUGCCGACGCGGCGGACGCCGACGGCGCCAAGCUGGGCGGCGGCUACGCCAAGGUCGGCAUGGACGACGACGUCGAGGAGGGAGAGGUUGACGGGUUCGACGACGGAGACGACGCGAGCCCCGACGAGAAGUGGACGGUGCGCAAGUGCUCGGCGGCGGCGCUGGACGUGUUUGCCAGCGACUUCCACGGCCCCGUCUUCGAGGCCAUCCUCCCGUACCUGUCGCAGAACCUCAAGCACGCGGAGUGGCCUCAGCGCGAGGCGGCGGUGCUGGCCCUGGGCGCCGUGGCCGACGGCUGCAUGGACGCGGUGGUGCCGCACCUGCCGGAGCUGGUGCCGUACCUCAUCUCGCUCCUCGAGGACCAGGAGCCGAUCGUGAGGCAGAUCACCUGCUGGACGCUCGGCCGCUACUCGGAGUGGGCGGCCAGCCUGGAGGACCCGGCGCAGAAGGAGCAGUUCUUCGUCCCCAUGAUGGACGGCAUCCUCCGCAAGAUGCUGGACAGGAACAAGAAGGUGCAGGAGGCGGGUGCGUCGGCGUUUGCCAACCUGGAGGAGAAGGCGGGGGCGAACCUGGAGCCGUACUGCGGGCCGAUCGUGCAGCAGUUCGUGCGCUGCUUCGGCAGGUACAAGGACCGCAACAUGUACAUACUGUACGACUGCGUGCAGACGCUGGCCGAGCGCCUGGGCCCGUUCAUGGCGCGGCCGGAGCUGUCGGGGCAGCUGAUGCCGGCGCUGAUCGAGAGGUACGGUGCGGUGACGGACCAGUCGCGGGAGCUGUUCCCGCUGCUCGAGUGCCUGUCGUACGUGGCGCUGGCGCUGGGCGACUCGUUCUCGCCGUACGCGCCGACCAUCUUUGGGCGGUGCGUCGGCAUCAUCCACAACAACCUGGAGCAGACGCUGACAGCGGCGAGCAACCCGGGGAUGGACCAGCCGGACAAGGAUUUCCUCAUCACCAGCCUGGACCUGCUGAGCGCCAUCAUCCAGUCGCUGGGCGAGGCCAAGUCGCUGGAGCUGGUGCGGUCGCCGCAGCAGUCCUUCUUCGAGCUGGUGGGCUUCUGCCUGGAGGACCCGGCGGACGAGGUGCGGCAGUCGGCGUACGCGCUGCUGGGCGACUGCGCGCGAUACGUCUUCCCGGAGCUGCAGAAGUACCUGCCGACGGUGAUGCCGAUGCUGGUCAAGCAGCUGGACAUGGACAGCGUGCUGGACGAGGACGUCGAGGCCAGCUUCGGCGUGGUCAACAACGCGGGCUGGUCGUGCGGCGAGAUCGCGAUGCAGUAUGGCGAGGGCAUGUCGCCGUGGGUGCCGGACCUGAUGCAGCGCUUCGUCGAGAUGCUGUCGAACCCGAGCGUGCCCAAGGGCCUGCAGGAGAACGGGGCGAUCGCGCUGGGCCGGAUGGGCCUCGCGUGCCCGGAGCAGAUGGCGCCGCAGCUCGGCGUCUUUGCCGAGGACUUCCUGGCGGCCAUGGUCGAGCUCGAGGACUCGGACGAGAAGGCGACGGCGCUCAAGGGCUUCUCGAUGGUGGUGGCGCAGAACCCGCACUCGAUGGAGAGCAUGCUCAAGAAUUACUUCGUCACCAUCGCUCGGUACGACGACGGGAAUCUGGAGGAGCCUCUCAAGACGGAGCUGCACGAGGUGUUUCAGAAUAUCCUCUCGGCUUUCAAACAGAUGAUGCCCCAAUUCGGAGACUUUAUCAACCAGCUGCCCCAGGAGGAACAGCAGAGACUGACGCAAAAAUUUACGAUGUGA
Messenger RNA from Geosmithia morbida, 2832 nucleotides. RefSeq lists its product as uncharacterized. The record is from RefSeq and is a predicted model, not a curated record. Gene Ontology annotation, molecular function: small GTPase binding; nuclear import signal receptor activity. Gene Ontology annotation, biological process: protein import into nucleus. Gene Ontology annotation, cellular component: cytoplasm; nucleus. NCBI's taxonomy places the organism in Eukaryota, Fungi, Ascomycota, Sordariomycetes, Hypocreales, Bionectriaceae. Bases 1 to 2832 code for a protein of 943 amino acids. The transcript has 3 exons.